Dunckerocampus dactyliophorus (ringed pipefish) is the source of this 3225-nucleotide messenger RNA. RefSeq names its product adenylate kinase 7b (gene ak7b). Gene Ontology annotation, cellular component: cytoplasm. Bases 1047 to 3152 code for a protein of 701 amino acids. Lineage: Eukaryota; Metazoa; Chordata; Actinopteri; Syngnathiformes; Syngnathidae. Gene Ontology annotation, biological process: nucleobase-containing compound metabolic process. Gene Ontology annotation, molecular function: AMP kinase activity; ATP binding. The transcript is spliced from 18 exons. The record is from RefSeq and is a predicted model, not a curated record.
AAGGAUAAUGAGGAACUAAUGAGUAGAGCACUUGCUGAGGAACUAAUGAGCUAAUGAGUAGUGGUUAGGGUCAGGGUUAGGUACUGUAGUUUGUUCCUCAUUACUAUAAUUUUGUGUACAUUAUUGUAAAGUGUGUUCAGUAAUUAAUCAGUAAUUAAUUUUUUAUGUAUGAGAACCAAGGUUCUCAACCUGCUCUGUGUCUUACUGCGCAGUGUGUUACGGUUUACAUUACUGUCAAGUUCUAACGAUUCAUAAUUCACUUUGUUUGACAAGUUACCACUAUAUUUACUUAGCCAUUUUUAUUUGCAUAUCCUUUUUAAACACUUAUUAUCGUGGUCGUGGAGCAAUGGACCACCUCUACACACUUGAAAGGCAACUGGAGGGAGCAUGGGAGUUUUUUCCAACCAGUCUUGGAAAGGACACCGUGUCCCUCGCUCUGUCCUGAGGGGGUGCUGAGGCAAGACGAGAGACUGUGCAUCUAUGCGAACUGCUUUCUGUGUCACUAAAUCAAUAAAGGUACUGUUGCCGCACACCUACCAUGUUUAUUUGUUCAUCUGAGUGUUUUAGCCUUUUUUCUUUGAGGUGUCACUAAGUUUAUUUGUAGGGAUCGCCAUUAGCGGUGCUUCUAAAAAAAAAAGCCCUGCUAUAUCCAAUAAGGAAUUCCAUAUAUAAUUGAACAACACUACCAAAAACAGAUAUUUGUGAAAAUGAGCAUAGAAUAGAACUGAAAAAUUUCCAUCUCGUCACGCUAGUGUUGAUCUGAUACUAUUGUGGUAUCGAUCCAUAUUUUGUGUAUGUUGUAGGACAUGGGGUACAUACAGGACAAAUAUAAAACACAUGCUUAUUUUUCUGACGCAAACCAAAGGCGGGGGGGAUGUGCUACGAACGUCACGGAAAUAAAGGAAUUGAGCUGCAUAACUUUGCCGCCCAUCACCACUGUUCCUAAACUUUUGUUGAGUUUAUUUCCUGAUCAAAAUCCACAGUUAAAUCCGUGUUCGUCUCCAACCUUGUAUUAGCAGAAAGGCACCUCCUUCGUAACCAUAGCAAUGGAAUACAAACAUUGGCGGAAAUUUGCGUCGAAGAUGGUCAAGGUAAAACGGGCUCCGAAGCGAGUUUUUAUCAACGCCGUAGAUUCAUAUGCAUCAAAAAAUAUCGCCAAGUGGCUUUCCAAACAAACGCUUCAAUCCAAUGCAACGACUGACAGAGAGGGUGUGAAAGUGAAAUCGAACGACAACGUGUUACAAAGUUACCCGGUCGUUGGGACCCUAUCAGAGGGUUCGGAGGAGGACACGCCAUAUUUGCAGGAAGCAUACGUGCAACUGAGUCGAGAAAUGAUUCUUGAAAAACUGCUGGAGUGUGACGUCAUCAUCUACAACAUUACCCAGCAUCCUGACCAGGUGGAUGAGGCCUGCUGGGCUGUGUCAGCCCUCCACAAUAAAAUAUCAAGUUUUACUGGACCAAAGAUGUUUAUCCUCGUCUCUACAGUGAUGACUUGGGCAUGCAGUGAGGCAGUCAUUUCUGGUGAGCUGGAGCUCCCUUUUACCGAUGAUGACUUUCGAAGAAGACAAGCCCAUCCAAACUUCAAACAACACAUUGAACUGGAGAAACUGGUGGCCAAACUGGGCAGGACUGAGAGAUCAUCGUUUUCCACGUAUAUUGUGGUGUCGGGUCUUCAGUACGGAAUGGGAGAGCAGGUUCUUCAUCUCUUUUUCAGGAUGUCAUGGCUGGGACAAGAAAAAGAAAUACCUGUCUUUGGAGAGGGCAACAACAUUGUUCCCACAAUUCACAUCCGUGACCUUGCAAGUGUGAUUCACAAAGUAAUCGAGCUUCAGCCCAAGCCCUAUUACCUGCUUGCUGUGGACUAUUCCAACAACACCAUGAAGGACAUUGUUAAGGCUAUUGCCGUAGCACUUGGACCAGGGAAGAUCCAGAAGAAGCCCUUUGAAGAGGCCUUCUUAGAACAGGAAUUAAGUAUAAUGGAAAUUAAUUUAAUGAACAUCAACCUUUGUAUGGAGGCUGCACAUCUGAAGGAACAGUUCUCUAUCCGCUGGGUAUGUGAGUUUGGCCUGGUGGAGAACAUAGAACUUGUCGUGGAAGAGUUUCGACAGAUCAGGGGACUGGUGCCCGUUCGGAUUUGUGUUCUGGGUCCCCCUGCAGUGGGGAAGAGCAGCCUGUCUCAACAGAUUUGUGAUCACUACAAGCUCCAUCACAUCCAACUGACUGAGGCAAUCUCUGAGACAAUCUCGCACCUGGAACAUAUGGUGAGGACCACUAUUUCAGUGGCAGAGAAUGAGGAGUCACCAUUAGCAAUAGAGGCUCAGGAACUCCUCAAUAUUUUCAAGGAAAAUCUGGAGCAGAAUGGAGGGAUGUUGGAUGACCAUCUGUUGGUGAGGGUGGUGGUGGAUAAGCUGAUGACUAACCCCUGCAAAAACCAGGGCUUUGUUCUUGAUGGAUUUCCAAAGACAUAUAACCAAGCAAAAGAGGUUUUCCAUGUUGAGGAACAGGAGUCAGAGGACAAAGCUUCUCCGGUUCCCUCGUACAACAAGAAGAUCAUGCCAGAGUUUGUUUUCUGCUUGGAAGCCUCAGAUGCUUUUCUAAAAGAAAGGGUGAUUAACCUCCCUGAGAAGUUGCUGCAGGAACACAAGUAUGAGCAGGAGAACUUUCUGCAGAUGUUAGUCAAGUACAGAGAGAAAAACAUGGAAGAACAAACAGUUGUGAAUUACUUUGAAGAGCACGGCAUCACCCCUUUCAUCACUGACAUAACCGAUGAGAAAGCACCUGACAGCCAACUGCUGAUGCACAGUAUCUGUGAAAGUGUGGGCCAGCCCAGAAACUAUGGACUGAGCAGCCAGGAGGUACAAAAAGAGGGGAGGAUCCAUACAGGUACCCCCGACGAAUUAGCAAGGGAACAGAAGGAGGUGGAAGAUGCCCUGCAAAGAUCUGCACAUUGGGAGAUGUGGACUAAGACUUUAGAGGAGAAAAGGCAGUGGGAAGUGCAGCAACUGGAGGUCCUGACUGUCCCGAUGAAGAACUACUUGAUGGACAUGAACAUCAUGACCACGAUGUCUCAGGGCUUGAUUGCCUGCGGCUCAGCAUGGCCUGAGGAUCCCAUAGACUUCCUGGCUGAGUAUUUGCUGAAGAACAACCCCUGACACUUUUUGUGUUCACAGAGAAGGUAGACGCACUGAAAGCUAUGGCAUUGCCAGCCAAAUAAUCGGUGACUGA